GAAACGAUCCAUUUCUUCUGCAGGUUAAUGCAGCCCGCGCCUUCGUUCCUCUUCAACCGCUUGAUGGACGACUUGCAGUACAUGGUCUGGCUCACAUUCACGGAUGUCAACGGCGGUGGAUGCGUUGGACAGUACAGCCACCCAGAAUCGCCCCUUCCCGGUUCCUCGUGGAGGGGCAAGGUGGUGUCGUUCGACCGUAUCAAGCUCUUCUCGGACGAGGGAUACAACAAGCAGCUGCGACCACCUAUAACCCUGAAAAUCGACGCCACCUACCGCAUACAAGUGAACAUCGGAGCUGUCGACGACAGCGGACACAUUCUGAGCAGAUCAGUCGCCCGCCAGUUCGUCGGCAACGCCUUCAUUGCAGUCAGCCAUGCCUGCAGGAACGUACCGAGCUGAUGGAACCAAGCUCGGAGCUUUAUUUGCCAUGUUUGUGUGUUUUUCUUCUAGCCUAGCGCAUGUCCACGCAAGCGGUCGGAUCAAGAAAGCGCGCUAAUUUU
Molecule: messenger RNA, 500 nt
Organism: Rhipicephalus sanguineus (brown dog tick)
Lineage: Eukaryota; Metazoa; Arthropoda; Arachnida; Ixodida; Ixodidae
Exons: 4
Coding region: 28-399 (123 amino acids)
Biological process (GO): positive regulation of DNA-templated transcription
Cellular component (GO): nucleus
Molecular function (GO): DNA-binding transcription factor activity
Source: RefSeq, a predicted model, not a curated record